CCGGUAUGUCCUCCACAUCCAAGGGAGUGCAGGCAUUGGAGAUCCAGGUGAGAUCCAGUGGAAGCUCUGUCUAUGUCUCUUACUCUCCUGGGUCAUCGUCUUCCUCUGUAUCCUCAAGGGAGUAAAAUCCUCUGGCAAGGUGGUGUAUUUUACAGCCACCUUCCCAUACCUCAUCCUCAUCAUGCUGCUAAUUCGGGGACUGACACUUCAAGGUGCCUGGAAAGGGAUCCAGUUCUAUCUCACACCCCAGUUUGAUCACCUUCUAACCUCCAAGGUAUGGAUUGAGGCAGCCUUGCAGAUCUUCUAUUCCCUGGGGGUGGGCUUUGGGGGCCUCCUUACCUUUGCCUCUUACAACACCUUUCACCAAAAUAUCUACAGAGACACAUUCAUUGUCACCUUGGGCAAUGCAAUCACUAGCAUUCUGGCUGGCUUCGCCAUCUUCUCUGUGCUGGGCUACAUGUCUCAGGAGCUGGGAGUUCCUGUGGACCAGGUGGCCAAAGCAGGGCCUGGUCUGGCAUUUGUGGUCUACCCCCAGGCCAUGACGAUGCUCCCCCUGUCACCAUUCUGGUCUUUUCUCUUCUUUUUCAUGCUGCUGACCCUAGGCUUGGAUAGUCAGUUUGCCUUCCUAGAAACCAUCGUGACAGCUUUGACGGAUGAGUUCCCUUACUAUCUCCGGCCCAAAAAGGCCAUCUUCUCCGGCACCAUCUGUGUGGCCAUGUUUCUGAUGGGCCUCAUCCUUACUACAGACGGAGGCAUGUAUUGGCUGGUUCUGCUGGAUGACUACAGUGCUGGCUUUGGACUCAUGGUAGUGGUGAUUACAAGCUGCCUCACCGUUACCCGGGUGUAUG
This is a messenger RNA of Gracilinanus agilis (Agile Gracile Mouse Opossum), 848 nucleotides long. RefSeq names its product sodium-dependent proline transporter. Gene Ontology annotation, cellular component: membrane. The transcript is spliced from 7 exons. The record is from RefSeq and is a predicted model, not a curated record. Gene Ontology annotation, molecular function: L-proline transmembrane transporter activity. Gene Ontology annotation, biological process: sodium ion transmembrane transport. NCBI's taxonomy places the organism in Eukaryota, Metazoa, Chordata, Mammalia, Didelphimorphia, Didelphidae. The annotation marks the transcript as partial.